Messenger RNA from Pelmatolapia mariae (spotted tilapia), 1778 nucleotides. It is a transcript of the gene washc3, whose product is annotated as WASH complex subunit 3. Bases 264 to 893 code for a protein of 209 amino acids. The transcript has 7 exons. Gene Ontology annotation, biological process: exocytosis; actin filament polymerization. The record is from RefSeq and is a predicted model, not a curated record. Gene Ontology annotation, cellular component: WASH complex. NCBI's taxonomy places the organism in Eukaryota, Metazoa, Chordata, Actinopteri, Cichliformes, Cichlidae.
GGCGGUUGAGGUCAUAUAAUAGUGCAUAUAAUUCAGGUAAAGCGGGGAACAAGAAAAAAUACAGGCUCGAGGGUUUUUGAAGCGCGACUUCGAGGCAGACUUCUGCUACGCAGUUGGUGACGUCAGGACGUGAUCACGCAACCCAGAGUCACGUGAACCGUUUCACAUAUGUAAAUGUUUUAAUAACCUGUUUUCGGUCUUUUUUGCAGUGAAAUUUCUUGCUGCUGAAUUUGAAAGUGCACUUUAAUCUUCAGCGAUCCAACAUGGACGAGGACGGGCUGCCCAUCGUGGGCUCUGGAGUCGACCUUACCAAGGUUCCUGCGAUCCAGCAGAGAAAAAUUGUUGCCUAUCUCAAUCAGUUUGUUGCACACACAGUCCGCUUCCUUAACCGUUUUUCCACAGUGUGUGAAGAGAAACUUGCAAACAUAUCUCUUCGCAUACAGCAGAUAGAAACCAGCCUGUGCAUUUUGGAGGCCAAGUUGUCUUCCAUUCCUGGACUGGAGGACGUCACAGUCGAAGGACUCAGUAAGCAGCAGACUGCACAGGCCAAUGGACCCAUCAUCCCCAAUCAGAGCCAAAUCGAUGGUCCAGUAGCAGCGCCUCAAGAAGAGCCUGCUCAGACCACACCAGAAGCUUCAGCGACGCAAAAAGCAGAAGCGGCUGCAGAGAACGUCAUGACGGUGGCCAAAGACCCGCGCUAUGCCCGAUACCUGAAAAUGGUUCAAGUGGGGGUUCCGGUGAUGGCCAUACGGGCUAAAAUGGUCAUGGAGGGUUUGGAUCCCAAUCUGCUUGACACACCUGAUGCCCCCGUGCCCGACGGAGGAACGAAGACCUCGGAGGACCAAGACGCUGCCGGCAGCAACUCUGAUAGUGAAUCAUCUUUUAGUGACUGAAAUUGCUCAUUUGUCCUCAACACUGCAAAGUUUCCUCAUCCAUCGCCGUCUGCACUGCUUUAGGCCCGUAGCGAGGAAGUAUGAGGUACCUGUUAAGGGCUACCAAGGAGGUGGUGUGAAUGUAGUUGCCUGAAACAGGAAAUCCAAAUUGAGUGACUGUAGUUUCAGUUUAAAAGAACUGAACUGGUUCUCCUGUUUGGUCAAUCAGUGACCUUUAUUUUUGAAAAAUAUUUUUUUUUCUCAUAAAUUACUUUUCAAGAGGAGGAGAUCAUUUUUUCUCUUAAUCAUAUAAGCAGCAGUCAGAAGAUGACAGUAGCAAGUGUUUUAACAAAACCAAACCAUAUCACAUAGAGGUCUUCUGUGAUAGUUGCACAACUGACUAAUCACUAUUGUCUAAUCUCUGAAAUGUUGUGUUCACGCCAACUGCAAAGAAUAUAGCUGGAAACGCAUGAACAUUCACUCUUAACAACCAGCAGGAUGAGAAGGAAUCAAGUUACAGUACAUUAAUUUAGAACUUAACGUAAUGUCCCAAAAAUUUACUCUUGUUCAUCUAAACCUUCUCCUUUUUCCUGUCUCUGUUUCAAAGCAAAGUUCAACUAUACGGCUCGAGAUUACCUCAAGUUUAUCUUUUAUUUCUUAUCGGCACUGAGGAGAAUCUGAGGUCAUGUAGCAUGAAGUGAACUUUUUAGUAAAGUUGAAUUAUUUUAACUACUCAGCUCAUAUCAGUUUUAUGGAAGCUUGUUACUGCCACUGAAUUUUUUUCCCAUUGAUAACUCAGUCUUUUUUUUGAGUGGCGAAAAACGAGCUUCCAUAGAAUUUGCCUCAGCAUAAACUUUGUAUGGAAUUUGAAUUUGGUGUGGAUGCACAAUAAACCAGUACACCCUU